Messenger RNA from Aspergillus calidoustus, 1832 nucleotides. Lineage: Eukaryota; Fungi; Ascomycota; Eurotiomycetes; Eurotiales; Aspergillaceae. The record is from the annotation of a GenBank genome assembly.
CCGGAAGAAUCCAAACUUCAUCUGCCUUCGCUUUGCUUGAACCAACGACUUCUAUUGUCCAUUUCCAAGAUACUAAUUCCGCUCAAAAAGUCCCUAUCCCCUUUCGCUGCUUCCAUCCUUCCCGGCAAAAUACUCGCUUUACCUCUACUUCUUGUCUAACCUCUCAAUUUACCUCUGUCUCACCAUCACGAUUACGAUUCUGCCACGAUCCUUCUCCUCAUUCCCCCCUCUCUACACUGUGCUCUUUUAAAUUUCCGCUCGCCUCCCGCCUUCUUUGUUUUCGUAUUGUUCGAUUCUGCAUCGCUCGGUCUGUUACUUGCAUUGCUCUAGCGUCGGGUCUGUGUUCUUUGUUUUUCCCUCGCUAUAUCGACGAUUGUACGGUUCAACGGCUCCGGAUUUUUUUUCUCUUGUACCACCCGAUGAUAGCUCCCUCUUGAGCCGCCUCAAGUCACUUCCUGCCCCCAAUGGAGAACGCAAACCUAUGGACUCGUCGAUCCAACUCCUCCAAGUUGUCUCUGUCUAUGACGGGGACUGAUAACAAAGAGAGUGGCGCCAACCUUUCCCGCACAUCGAAGCGUUUCGGUCCCGACAGUUCCCACGGCGGCCGAUCCAAUCCCUUCAAUGCCCUCUCCCCGCUCUCUGCUGGCGUGUCCUCGCCCUCGACGAAUGCCUCGUCCGCAUUCGGCCUCGGCUCAGGUGCCUUUGCAUCCUUCGGGGCUCCAAAGACACCUGGAGGCACAUCCGACUUGAAGACUCCUGGCGAGAAGCGGGACAAUCCAGCGGACCGGGUCACAGUAACCGCGGAGGGUAUCAAGUCGAAGAUCUCCGUGCCGUCACUUAGGGAGGAGCAUCCUUUGCGGUCCACCUGGAUCAUCUGGUACCGCCCGCCCACACCCAAGUACUCCGAUUACGAAAAGUCCACCGCACCUCUCGCGUCGAUCUCGUCCGUGGAGAGUUUCUGGUCGAUAUACUCGCAUCUUAAGAGGCCCUCCCUCCUCCCUACCGUAUCCGACUAUCAUAUCUUCAAGAAGGGAAUUCGUCCUGUAUGGGAAGACGAGGCUAAUAAGAAAGGUGGGAAGUGGGUGGUGAGGUUGAAGAAGGGCGUCGCAGACCGCUAUUGGGAGGAUCUCCUCUUGGCCAUGGUCGGUGACCAAUUUGCAGAGGCCAGUGAUGAGGUCUGCGGUGCGGUCCUUAGCGUUCGGAGUGGGGAGGACGUUCUGAGCGUUUGGACUCGGAUCGACGGAGGGCGGAACAUUAAGAUCAGAGAAACCAUCAAACGCCUCCUCGCAUUCCCCGCAGACACAAACAUUGUAUGGAAGAGCCACGACGACAGCAUCGCUCAACGGUCCGCCAUCGACCAAGCCCGCCAGGAAAAAGCAGCUCACCACCACAACCAAAACCACCAUCACAAUGCCAACCCCAACAACCACCACACUCACCCCAACCAACAUCACCAAUUCAGCGCAGACCGCCGAAGGCCCACAACAACGGACGACUCGCCAACGGGAUUAGGCGAUAAAGGAAAAGGACCAGCAUCUUGAUGCGGACAUGAUGAAUGACCCUCCAUGACAUGCUUUUCUUCUUCUUUUUUUACGCUUAUUUUAUCUUCGAAUCCAGGUUCCGUAGGGUUGGUUAGGUUGCUUGGCUUAUGUUGGCUUACGUUGGUCGGGCUAGGUUUAUGAUUGAUCGAUUUGACUGAUUCGACUGGCUGAUUGAUUAACUUCUUGACUGAUUGAUUAAUCGUGUACUGUACAGUAACUAUUUAAGGAGAAAGGAAAGCGAAAAGGAAAAACAACACAAUAUCAGUGGACUACUACUACUACUACUACUAC